AUUUCACUUCCUUUGAAGCGAAAAGAAAUGUCGAAAAUAUCUGAAGUAGAAACGUUAAAGAACCAAAUUAAUUAUCUCACAGAUCUUAUCAACAAUGCCAAGAAAAAAAAGCAAAGACCUAUCAAAAAUACGACCCAAACGGUACCUGUAGAGGUCAGAGGUCACCAACAGAAGGCAGGGUCACAUCAAGUACCCAGAGAGGUCAGAGGUCAUCAAAAGAAGACAGGGCCACAUCAGGUACCAGUAGAGGUCAGAGGCCACCAACAGAAGGCAAAGCCACAUCACUAUGUGAACUACACAAAGACUGAUCUACAGAGAUUAAAUAUAGGCCAGCAGCCACAUUUUCAGAAAUAUGGUCCUGAGUGUCAGAAAAUGGGGCAGAAACCUCUUAAACAGGGCAAAUAUGUCUGGACAAAAAAGUCCAGUGCAUCAGAUCAUCAUGCACAAGUGAUAGCACCAGAACAGCCAACAAGGUUGUCACAAUCUUUUAUAAAACCACAGAAACCAGGAUUAAGAUUCUCUUUACCAGUAGAAAAAGGGUCCUCAUCUACGUCCCUGCCAUUGCCACAAGGAAAUAAAGCAAACAUAUUGACUCUUCAAUCAUCAGAAGUUGCAACAGAUUUAACGACUAGGGGAAGUUUGAACUCAUCUGAAGAAAGCUGUAUCAACAACAGAAACAUUUCAAAUACAAAAACAAUGGAUGGUGCUUGUUUACAUUCUCAGUCAAUCAAAUCUAGAGAUAUUCCAAAGGAAGCAUUAAAACCUGUUUUUCCUGUACAGAAUGUCUCCACCAGUGUUGUGCAUGUGCCAACAUCAGCAGUCUCAUCAUCAAAAGCUGACAUAUCUACCUCAGGAUUAAAGAGUAUCAGAACCCAAUUACUCCAUAAAUUGAAGGGAACUGUUUCUUCAUCUAUAUCAACAAAUUCGUCUUCAACAUCAAUUAGUAAAAGCAGAUCUUCACCACAGUUCUCAAAUGAGUGUACAAGCUCGACUUAUCCACUGAUGAAAUCACAACUGUCUAAUCAAAAGAAAGCUUCUAGUAACAAAGAUGUGAUAUUAUUCACAGCCCAUUCCAAGUCACCAGAGCCAGUGGAACAAACCGAAAAAAGAAAAUUUCCUCCAGUACAAGAGAAAAUAUCUGUGAUCCCCUCUUUUCUAAGAGGUCAUUUAAAGAAAAAGUUAACAAAAGAAGUUGAGAAUGACUUAACUAUAGUGCCUAAAGUAGAGUCUGUGGUCAAGAAAUCAAAAUCUGCUCAAAAUUUGGCAUGUGUAGGAAGUGAUCAUCUUCAGUCUUCCAGGAGGCCUUCAUCAGGGGAAUUGAUUUCUCAUUCAAAAAAAGAAACUGAUGUACCUGUCAGUGUAUAUAUAGGUGCUAAAUCCUCUAAUAUGCCUUUGAAGGAAUUUUCAUCAGAUAUGUCUUCCAAUUCGUCUACAAUUGAAACAAUCUCUCAAAGCCAAGGUAGUAAACAGCCUAGUACAGGCACUGAUUCUUGCCCCUCAGGAAAGUUGGGUUCUAUUGUGGACCCUGUAAGUGAUUCCUCCGAGACAAUAAAUGCUUGCAAAACUCAACGUGUUUUGUCUGUAGAAGAUAUAAAUCUGGAAUCCAGUUCACAUGUGCAACUCUGUCCAUCAAAAGAUUCAUCGUCUGUAUGCAAAGCAUUAAAAUCUGAUCAAGUUGUUGCAUCAAAUUCAUCAAAAAUGUGGGACGCAAAUUUUGACCAGACCAAGGAAAAUCAGUUAAAGAGUAGUUCAACAGGAUCGAACUCAAGUAGUUCCAUAUUGUCCGAGAUGAAUGCUAGUUUAUUGCGUGAAGACGAAAAGUCUGUUUCAUCUGCUCCUCCAUUGAACAGUUCUGCUAUCACUGCUUCCAGUCCAUCAAAACCUAUAUCUGCCUCAUCACGUUCCCUUGUAAGAUGUACCAAAGAGACUAACAGUGCUAUUGGUAUAGGGUCCAAAAAAGAAAUGCAUAGAACAGUUCAAGUAUCGGUCACUUCAUCAGUUUCCUCACCUCAGAAAUCUAGUCAACAAUCCCCAAUUAAAACUAUCUUAUCUCCAAGUAAAACAAGCACUGUAGAAAAAAUGGACUCUCGUAAGGAUACUGUUCUUCAGCUUACUGAGAAAUUAGCAAAAACACAAGCAGAGAUUAAACGGAUGACUCGCAACAUUACAAACAGUCAAGUGACAAUGAAAUCUAUCGCUGCAAUAAAGAAAGAAAAGUCAGCACUUAAGUCACUGCCAACGAAGGCCAAGUCAUUACAAGGAAUGACGACUCAAAAAUCUUACAAAAAUGGCAGAGAAAAUUCUUCUAAGGGAUCAAAAUAUCCGUUAAAGAAAGAUUACACUUUUCCGUACAUAUCAAACAGCUCAAAAGCUCAGUCUCAAUUUAAAAGAUUUUCAACAAUGUCACAUGUCGUCUUUGAUAAAAAAUAUUCUUUAAAUAAGAAAGUAGCAAAACGUACAGACUCUGGCAGUAGCACACCUCAAACAUUAAGAUCUGUUGUAACUCCAAGUAAAACGCAGGUGGUAGCAAAAGUGAUUAAAUCAAAAUACAAACUGUGGAAAGUGACAUCUGGUGUUAAAAGUCCACUGCCACACUACAACAGCAAGCCUCCAAUCUUCUCCAGUAGGAAUUUCUCAAACAGAAGAAGGUUCUCCUUUCCUAGACACUUCAGCUACUAUGACAACAGAGGGAAAGGUCAUGGUUGGGUGAAUCGUUAUGGACAUGGUUCUUACCCACAUUUAGGAAUGAGGAAGCACCUAACGUACCCAGGAACAAGGGAUAGAUUGCGACAGUACUCGGGGCGUGGGUUUCCUAUACAUAAAGGUGUGUAUCCUGUCAUCAAUAGAGGAUUCUAUCACUCAUACUUUCCUCAGAAGGUCAAAAUGUCACACCAUCUAAGGUCAAAGGUCAUCUUUGACAAGAAAUACGUUUUGAAGAGACUGCAGUAUGACAAUAGUUCCUCUUCCAGUUUCAAAUCAGUCAAAGGAAGACCAACCAUGUCAGUUUCCUCUGGUGCUUCUGGAGUAUCAGCUUCACCAUGCCCAUCCAUCUCUACUCUACGGCCAUCUAGAGCUCCUGGGAAAUCUAGUUUUGUGGUUAUCAAUGGCAUGUUGUAUAAAUCUAGCUCCAAAAGUCUUGUCAAAACUUCCCCUGUCAAGACACCAGUAAUCAAGUCUGCAGCUUCUAGGAUAUACGAUAGUGUCAAGGCCUCCAACAUUGUGGUAAAGAAGAUGGAGCCGAAAAGUAUGAAGGUGGUAACAGUUCGUGGAGUCCAGUUCCAGAUGGAUGCCAGUGGCAAAACUCUGCGAAGGGUUCAUUCAGCAUCCAGUAAAUUAGGAAGCUCCCAUCAAUCACCUACAACAGUUAAACGUCUUGACAUUGGGGGAGUAACGUUUAUAAGGAACAGUCAAGGUGCUCUCGAGAGGGUCGGCUCUGCGAACACACGGGUUGUUGCCAACCGUGUGAUUCACAGAAGCAUUGCAGCAGCAACAGCCCUUAGACGAAAGAGGAACAACACCCAAAGCACACUCUCCAAACAGUACUGUCUCUUUUUCAACAGGUUUGGAAAGUGCAAAAGGGGCAGCAAAUGUCCCUACAUCCAUGAUCCAGACAAGGUAGCUGUCUGUACCAGGUUUCUGCGAGGGACAUGUCAAAUGACUGGCUGUCCAUUCUCACACAAAGUGGUAAAAGAGAAGAUGCCUGUCUGCUCUUAUUUCCUGCGUGGUGUCUGUAACAGAGACAACUGUCCCUACCUCCAUGUUAAGGUCAACAAAAAUGCAUCAGUCUGUCCAAACUUCCUCAAAGGAUUCUGUCCCUUAGGAGAAAAAUGUAAGAAGCAGCACACACUUGAGUGUCCAGUCUUCACCAGAACUGGCCAAUGUCCAGACCGCCACACUUGUCCAUUGAUCCACAAAACAAGGAAAGACAAGCCCAGGAGAAAGAGAUCAACAGCCGUCUCACAAAAAGAGCUGCAUCAUGUGACACUGAAAAGGACGGCAACAGACUCCGGCAAUACUGAGGAGGACAACACAUCUGGGAUUCCAUUCAAACUACAGAAACUUCCAAUAUUUAUCUCUCUCGGUAGUGAGAUUGGAAAGGAGUCAGAAACACCAGCAGAACAGGCCAUUCGCAUCAAGCCUCAGUUAUGAUGCACAAAAAAACACAGGUAACAGGUUUGCUUGGAAUCAGUGACGGUUAGUGUAUGAAUUUGUCAUAUUAAAUUGUGCUUGAUAUUGCAAGCACCUGCUGUCAGGAAGCUAUUUUUUCAUUGUUAUUGCUCUUGUCAUUGAUAACAUCCUUAAUGCAGUUUAGCUGUGAUACAAUUAGAACUUGUGAAAAUAUUUAUUUUUGGUGCUAAAGGAUAAUGGUUAAAGACCAAUAUAUAUAUUACUAUCAAUUUAAUUGUCAGUGUCAGGAGAUUAAUAUAAUGAUCUUAGCUGCAAAGACAGGCGAGUACUUGAAUCUAGUAAGCAUCACACAUUCCAAACUGAGGUGUUUUGGUAUGAAAAACCUUUUGGAGUGAAUUUCAUAUCGUUUUAAAAUUACUUGUUUUGAAGCAAAUGUAUGGUUCACAAUAUCAUUGGGUUUUUUUUCUGUUUUCAUUUUCAUCUAGAAUAGUAUCUCACAUCACAUCAAUUCUUCAAUAUUUAAAAGUUCUUGCAUACUGCAUGCUUUUAAUUUUUGCAAUGAUCUAUGAAUUGUGCAAUGGUUUUGUAAAGAUGUGAUAUUUUAAUAAAAACUAUAUUUUCAA
Molecule: messenger RNA, 4751 nt
Organism: Ylistrum balloti
Lineage: Eukaryota; Metazoa; Mollusca; Bivalvia; Pectinida; Pectinidae
Product: mucin-3B-like
Exons: 12
Coding region: 28-4149 (1373 amino acids)
Cellular component (GO): nucleus
Molecular function (GO): metal ion binding
Source: RefSeq, a predicted model, not a curated record